AUGCGGUCGGGACGGUUUGGACCGUCGCUGCUGGGAGUGGAAGCGGCGAUGGUGGGACAGAAGGAGCAGGCUGCUUCUGGUGAGUGCAGAUGGUGUGUGAGUGGCAGUGGUGGUGGCGGGGGGAGGGUUCAUGGCUUGGCGCAUGCGGUCGGGACGGUUUGGACCGUCGCUGCUGGGAGUGGAAGCGGCGAUGGUGGGGCAGCAGGGCAAGGAGCAGUCAGCUUCUGUAGUGGCAUGGCAGGGGGAGGGAUCGUGGCGUGGCACAUGCGGUCGGGGCGGUUUGGGCCUUUUCUGCUGGGAGUGGAAGGGGCCAUGGUGGGGCAGCAGGGCAAGGAGCAGUCUUUUGCCUAUGACGCACCAUUCCCACCUCACUUCCUAUCUCCCUUCCCCUCCUUCACCCCUCCCCACAACCCCUUGCGCUCCUUCCGUUGCUCCAGAAGCAGCAGCAGGCACGGACGAGUAUUCGGAGGUGGAGGAGGUGCAGUGGGCGGUGCGUGUGAAGCAACAGCAGGUGCAGAGGAGUACAGCGAGGUGGAGGAGGUGCAGUGGGCGGUGCGGGUGGUGAGGCACUGGCAGGAGGUGAAGGCGGCAGCACUGGGCCCGUCACACUGGGUGGACCGGUUGGGGGAGAUCCUGGAGGGGCCGAUGUUGGAGCUGUGGCGCAACAGAGCCAAGGAGGUGGAGAACAACGGGUGGUUCUGGGUGUACAGCUUCCUUAGUCUCAAUGGUCCCAUGCUGGAGCUGUGGCGCAACAGAGCCAAGGAGGUGGAGAACAACGGGUGGUUCUGGUCUGGGAGUGGAGAUGGCAGCAGUGAGCAAGUGUCAAAAGAAGGCUGUGGUGGAAGCAGUGGUGCAGUAGGCAGCACGGCUGGUGGAUGCAGCGGACCCGACCCAUGGCCCUCCCACCCUCGCUCCCUUGUUCCCUUCCUCCCUUCCUCCCUCUCUGCUCUCCCACAGGUGGAGAUGGCAGCAGUGAGCAAGUGUCAGAAGAAGGCCGUAGUAGAGGCGGUGGUGCAGGAGGCGGCACGGCUGGUGGAUGCAGCAGACCCGACCCACAACGAUGCGUACAGAAGCACGUACACGGCGCGGUACGAGCUGCUGCAGACCGGCACCUGCUGGAAGAUUGUAGGCGGUACUGUGCUGCGGUAG
Molecule: messenger RNA, 1149 nt
Organism: Closterium sp. Naga37s-1
Lineage: Eukaryota; Viridiplantae; Streptophyta; Zygnematophyceae; Desmidiales; Closteriaceae
Source: the annotation of a GenBank genome assembly